Molecule: messenger RNA, 776 nt
Organism: Artibeus jamaicensis (Jamaican fruit-eating bat)
Lineage: Eukaryota; Metazoa; Chordata; Mammalia; Chiroptera; Phyllostomidae
Gene: NDUFS8
Product: NADH:ubiquinone oxidoreductase core subunit S8
Exons: 7
Coding region: 93-725 (210 amino acids)
Biological process (GO): mitochondrial respiratory chain complex I assembly; mitochondrial electron transport, NADH to ubiquinone
Cellular component (GO): membrane
Molecular function (GO): NADH dehydrogenase activity; 4 iron, 4 sulfur cluster binding
Source: RefSeq, a predicted model, not a curated record
CUGCUUUGGGCCCCUGGCACUGAAGUCAGUGGUCAGAAGAAAUAGACCUUUUAGAGGUCACAGGUCACGGGAGGGGCACUCUGGAACUUCGGAUGCGCUGCCUGCCUACACCGGCACUGCUUCGGGCUCUGGCCCAGGCGGUACGUGCAGGGCGUCCUGGUGCCCGGAGCCUGCACAGCAGCGCAGCAGUGGCCACCUACAAGUAUGUGAACUUGCAAGAGCCCUCGAUGGACAUGAAGUCGGUGACUGACCGGGCGGCUCAAACCCUGAUGUGGACUGAGCUCAUUCGAGGACUGGGCAUGACCCUGAGCUACCUGUUCCGGGAGCCAGCCACCAUAAACUACCCAUUUGAGAAGGGCCCACUGAGCCCACGCUUCCGUGGGGAACACGCGCUGCGCCGUUACCCGUCCGGAGAGGAGCGCUGCAUCGCCUGCAAGCUUUGUGAGGCUGUCUGCCCCGCCCAGGCCAUCACCAUUGAGGCUGAGCCGAGGGCCGAUGGCAGCCGCCGGACCACCCGCUACGACAUCGACAUGACCAAGUGCAUCUAUUGUGGCUUCUGCCAGGAGGCCUGCCCGGUGGAUGCCAUUGUUGAGGGCCCCAACUUUGAGUUCUCCACGGAGACACACGAGGAGCUGCUGUACAACAAGGAGAAGCUGCUGAACAACGGGGACAAGUGGGAGGCUGAGAUCGCCGCCAACAUCCAGGCCGACUACCUGUACCGGUGACGCCCAGCCGGCUCGCGGCCCCGUGGCCCAAUAAAGCAGCUCUGACCUUCC